Molecule: messenger RNA, 1134 nt
Organism: Mycena citricolor
Lineage: Eukaryota; Fungi; Basidiomycota; Agaricomycetes; Agaricales; Mycenaceae
Source: the annotation of a GenBank genome assembly
AUGCCUGUUGAGCCUACUGCAAAAUCUCGUGUUGUCCGCGCUCGGGACCGUGAUCCCACUGAGGCACGUGCUAAAGCUGCUACCCGCGUGAAGCCUGGCCCAAAGCUUAACGGAACCCAUCGCUCGUCUGCUAUUCUGGGGCAGGAAGGGCGCAAAAAUCUCACAAAUUAUGACUGGCUGCAGGUUAUCCAGUAUGCCGAGAAAAAUCCGGGGACAAAGCAGAAAGCUGUCAUAGAAUUCUUUGCCUCGAGGUCUAAUGCCGAGGGAGGGAAGCUAUUCUUCACCCAGGGCGCACUUUCAAAACACCUCAAUCCGGAGAAGAAGGCUGCCCUUCUAAAACUUGCUGCUGAAAACUCCGCCGCACUUUCGCUCAAGCGUGAGCGCGUUGUCACUUCACCCGAAGUUGAUCGGGGCCUUGGUCUCUGGGCACUUGAUAUGGAACAAAAGAAUCGCGCUGUGACAGGUGCCAUGUUGAUCGAGCAACGGAAGAGGCUCGAGAUUGCUCUGAAUGUUCCUGAAGAGCGUCGCCUGAGAGGAACAGGAUGGCUCGAGUCGUUCAAGAAAGUUCAUGGUCUGUCUGAGAGACGCAGACACGGCAAGGCCGGCUCUGUUGAUCUGGCAGCUGUUGAAGUUGAACGCAAGCGCUUGGUUCGACUCACCUCCCGUUACGCCCCCGAGAACAUCUGGAAUGCGGAUGAGACCAGUUUCUUCCCAUCUUUGCCCCCGGAUCGCACGCUGUGCACCACACACAUGAGCGGAACCAAACGGGACAAGUUUCGCAUUUCUGCUCUUGUGGCAAGCCUCGCGUAUUCUGAGGAGUAUCCAGCAAACAUCGACCCACCACUUUAUUACCGCAACAACGCUAAGGCCUGGAUGAUGGCAGAGCUGUGGACCAAAUGGAUGCGAAAGCUCAAUGAUCGGAUGCGGCGCCAGAAGCGACACAUUCUGCUCUUGAUCGACAAUUGUCCGGGACAUGUUGCGAUGACUUACAAGCCGAGCCACAUCCGCGUCGAGUUCCUGGAGCCCAACAUGACGUCGUUUGUGCAACCAUGUGAUGCUGUAAGGGCAACCUUGAGACCCGAUCUCAGAGUUCUGGCAAGGGAGAAUCCAAAGGUGAUUAAUAGUGGUAGCUAG